UUUCUUGUUUUUCUAACGAAUGAACAGUAGUGUGCAAAAUAUCGUUUCAACUUUUAGAUUAUUCCCUUCACUAUCUUUACUAAAUCUAAACUUGCAUAUAUUAUUUUUGAAGCAGCAUGUAUCAGUAAGGCGACUGUAACAGCACUUCGACCUCGGAUUAUCGGAAUAAUAUCAUAUCAUAAUGAAAUGGUUCGUUAUUUUCCCAAAUAAUAUGGACAAUACAUACCGACGCCACAUUUAAUUCAGCCUAGCAGGAACCAUUUUAAUAAUAUAAUAAUUUAAUAACAACUACUAUCUGAAUAAAUAACAAGUCAUUUAAUAGAUGAUACUGCAGCAUAUAUCUAUUGCAUUGAAUUAAUUAAUGGUCAAUAAUGAUAACACUGUUAUUGCGCCAUUCAAAGUUAAGGACUUUUGAGGAGAAUUCUCAAUUGUUUCUGAUAAGAUCACAAGAUUUCCCUAAAGCAUUUAAUAAGAUUUAAGAAUAAUUACCUUCUUCAGGAGGAAAAACUAAUGCUUUAUUAACAAAUUAUGUUUGAUGCCAUAUGGAAUUUAGCAGAUAAUUUACAGGCAAUAUAGAUACAAUAUACAUCCAACGUACUCUUUGAUACAACAAUUUAAUCUUAAAAGGUUCGACAUUUCUAAAUAAUGUUACUUUUUGGGGAACAAGUUUUGAGAAAAAAUUAAAUUUAAGGGUAAUCGAUAAAGUAUGAAAAGUACCAAUAACAUUCUGUGACUUAACUUCCUGACCAUCUGGCCCGGGAUUCUCAAAUCAAAAAGUCCAGAUGUGGCAGGAUUAUUCAAAUAAACAACGAAGAUAAAAUAGAUAUAAAUAAAUAAAUAAUUUUAAUCUUUCCUCUUUUAUAGCCAGAUAAAUCGUUUUUUCAAAAGUUCUUGUUUUAGGUACUUUUUAUUGAAUAAGAAACAAGGUACAGAAAUAGAGUGACAAUAGACGAAGGAAAAACAAAACAUGUAUGGGCUUUUUUCACACUCGUGGUUCCAGCACUGAAUCAACUGACCAUUCACACCAAAAUAAUUUAGAAGACAUAUGCAAAAGAAAAUUAAACCCCGAUAAAAAUAUGCCUGGGAAAGAAUAUACGCAGAAUUUUAAAUCAGAAGAAAAUGAAUGUAACAAACAUACAGAAAAUAACCACUUAACAACAUCAGCAGUGAGUACACCUCGGAGAAGUACGGAAACAGGAAAGCGAACUGCUCCCAUCGCAAAAAAGUUAAAGGAGAAAAUAUGCAAUACUUUAAAAAGUAUAUGUGGAGUUGGUCCAGUUCAAAGCAGAGUUGAUACUGACUACAUAAAAGAUCAUGCAGGAACGAGGAAGAUUAGCAGAACUUUGCAACUUUUGUUGAAAAUAAAAAAUUUAACCAAGUUAUCCACAAUACCCUUCAAGAUAGGUGGUGGUGAUUGUCAAUCAACUUGCAGGUUAGAAUUAGAUGUUUCCUUUCUUAAUAUCAAAAGAAGAAAAAAAUACAAUUUCAUUGCAUCGUCGCAUUCCAUUCAAUUGCCGAGAAACAUUUUUAAUUAUACCGACGGUAAAGUGCAAUCCAUACAAGUUGUAUCUAUGCUUUUCCAGACUAUUCCUGAAAUGGUUCGAAAUUAUUCUAAGAGGAAUAUUACGUUGUACGACAAUUUUAUUUCUACCACACUAAACUCACCAUUAUUAAAACCACUAAGUGAGAAAGACAUGAUCAAAAUUGUAUGCAAAAAGCCAAAGAAUAUAAUAUGGAAGAACUUGAAACACGAAUGUGUGUAUUGGAAAGGUUCAUAUUCAACUGGUGAAUGGUCGACAGAAGGCUGCAAUGUUGACAGUGGCUCCAAUAAGACACAUACUGUUUGCGUUUGCAAUCAUUUGACCGAUUUUUCAGUAUUGAUGAGAGUAACUGAUAUUCCACACGAUAUAGUUUUGCAUUGGAUAUCAUUUAUUGGUUGUGGCAUUUCCAUUUUCUUUCUUCUUCUUACUUGUGCUAUUAUCCUUCGAAUUAGAAAGCUGAGAGUACAGGAACGAUAUAAAAUCCAUCUUAAUCUAUCAAUAGCUUUAAUUAUUGGAAACUUGACAUUGUUAACAACUGAUGUUGCAAGAGAGAAUAAGCGUGUUUGUUUUGGAGUUUCAAUAUUACUCCAUUACUUCUAUCUCUCUGCAUUCUGUUGGAUGUUAUGCGAAGCUAUCUUUAUAUGGAGAGGAUUGAUAUUGGUGUUCGACGAAACUGAAAAAUUUCGAGCUUAUCUGUUAUUUGCCUGGGGUGCUCCUGCCGCAAUAGCUUGCAUAACAACUGCUUUGUUGAGGUACAAGAUGACAAGUUAUACAACUUGUUGGUUAUCACUGCAAGAAAAUGCUGUUUGGGCUUUUCUAACACCAGCUCUUUUAAUGAUGCUAAUAAAUAUUAUAAUUCUACUGAGAUCACUUUUAAUCAUGCGAAAGCAAGUAAAAAAAUCUAGAGUCAACAGCUUCAGAGCAACCAUUAAAUUCGUAUUGUUUCUUGUGCCGCUUUUUGGAGCUACAUGGAUAUUUGGAGUGUUUUCGCUAAGCAGGAAAACGGCUGUAUUUCAAUACGUUUUUGUAACUUUGAACUCUCUUCAGGGUUUCUUUAUCUUUACUUUCUACAUAUGCUGUAGCAAGCAGGUUCGUAUAGCCUUGUUAAAACAAUAUUUCCCGGUAAAAAGUGAAAGAAAAUUAACUUCCACAAGUAUUACUUCCAAAAAACGGUUGAAAUCAAACAAUAUCGCUUUAUGUGUACGAGCACCAAUGAUGAAAGAAUGAUGGAAAAACAACAACACAGAGAAAAAACAAUGUUGUAUCAACUGAUAUGAAAAUGCAAGAAGUGCUAAGUAUCGAGAAUAGACAUUUUGUGCUUUCAAAUCACAAACACUUGCAUUUGGAAUUCUUGACUGCCUUUGUAUUAUCGUUGGCGAAUAUAAUAUUUUAAUCUCUGUAAUAA
Messenger RNA from Hydractinia symbiolongicarpus, 2946 nucleotides. RefSeq names its product adhesion G-protein coupled receptor D1-like. Gene Ontology annotation, biological process: cell surface receptor signaling pathway; adenylate cyclase-activating G protein-coupled receptor signaling pathway. Gene Ontology annotation, molecular function: G protein-coupled receptor activity. Lineage: Eukaryota; Metazoa; Cnidaria; Hydrozoa; Anthoathecata; Hydractiniidae. The coding region runs from base 972 to 2768 and encodes 598 amino acids. The transcript has 19 exons. Gene Ontology annotation, cellular component: membrane. The record is from RefSeq and is a predicted model, not a curated record.